Molecule: messenger RNA, 1525 nt
Organism: Anoplopoma fimbria (sablefish)
Lineage: Eukaryota; Metazoa; Chordata; Actinopteri; Perciformes; Anoplopomatidae
Gene: fez1
Product: fasciculation and elongation protein zeta 1 (zygin I)
Exons: 9
Coding region: 1-1224 (407 amino acids)
Cellular component (GO): cytoplasm; axon
Source: RefSeq, a predicted model, not a curated record
AUGGAAGCCCCUCUCGUGUGUUUGGACGAGGAGUUUGAGGACCUCCGGCCCUGCCGCAUGGAUGAGCUGGACCACCCGGCGCUCAAACACACCUCUUACUCCACCACAACAACCACCAUCCCACUGGCCUCCAUCACCCGCGAGGACUUCUCCGAGCUGGAGAACUUCUCUGAGAUGAUGAGCUUCAAGUCGAUGGAGGACCUGGUGAACGAGUUUGACGAGAAGCUCAACGUGUGCUUCCACAACUACAACACCAAGACGGAGGUCCUGGCUCCCAUACGCAACCAGUCGCACAACCAGGAGGAUGAGGAGAGGCUGCAGGAUGAAGAUGUGUGGGAUGCUCUAACUGACAACUACAUCUCCACUUGGGACGGCAGCGACUCAGAGGGACUCAACGGCAAUCUUUCUGAGCAGGAGAUCCACGAAAAAGAGGAGGAGGAAAUGAAUGAGAAGAAUGACAAUGCCAACUGCCUGAAGGAAGAGCCUCUUAUCACAGCUGAUCAGGUCAUUGAGGAGAUAGUCGAGAUGAUGGAGAACUCUCCGGAUCCCGGUGAAACUGAGGAGGAGGAUGAAGAGGAGAGCAGCCACUGCUCCUCCAGGGACAACCCCUCCCUGCUGGAGGAGAUCAGGCAGCUGUCCCAGGCCUCCAACAACAACUGCUCCUACGAAGGCCUGAGCCUGAUGCCCAGCUCAGCGCUCGUCGAACUGCUUCAAAGGGUGGAGGCCGCCAUCCUCGAGUACUCAGAGGAGCUGGUCAGCCAGCUGGCCCGGCGCGAGGAGCUGGAGUUUGACAAAGAGGUUAAGAACACGUUCAUCACGGCCCUGAUGGAGGUGCAGAACAGGCAGAGGGAGCAACGGGACAGCAGCAAACGCCGACGCCGGGACAAGGCCCUGAGCCUGCAGGGAGGCGGGACGGCACCUGUGACCGGAGGGAACACCGCCUCCACGGGCCACACGGAGAAGACAGGGAGCAUGCCCGUCAAGCGUUUCAGCAUGGAGGGACUCUCUAACAUCCUGCAGACGGGCAUCAGACAGACAUUUGGAAGCACAGGGAACGAGAAACAGUAUCUAAACACAGUUAUUCCAUUUGAGAAGAAAGGCUCCCCUCCAUCUGUCGACGACCUGCAGAUGCUCACAAAAAUUCUUUAUGCCAUGAAGGAGGACAGUGAGAAGGUGCCUACACUGCUAACCGACUACAUAUUGAAAGUCUUGUGUCCUACCUAAAGUACCGCUAGGGGCCAGGGGCCGCAGUGUGACGGAGAUCUCUUCUCCAGCCCUCCUGCACCGAGCUGCAUGACCUCCCAUCUCUUACCAUUAUCAACCAUGGGUCCUCACCAUCGACAUCAUCGUACUCACCUCAACUAUGACUACUGCCUUUCGCUGAGCUCACCCUCCCCCCUCUCUCACAUCAAGCUCCAGCCAGACCCAAAAUGGCCGCCAUCUGAAUAGUCAAACAAGUGGGACCGCCUCUCCCACUUUUAAAAAAACGGACUUCACUAAUGGAGCAUGACAUGCUACUUAAUAU